Molecule: messenger RNA, 780 nt
Organism: Heterostelium album PN500
Lineage: Eukaryota; Evosea; Eumycetozoa; Acytosteliales; Acytosteliaceae
Exons: 2
Coding region: 1-780 (259 amino acids)
Source: RefSeq, a predicted model, not a curated record
AUGUCAUCAACAACAACAACAAUAAUUACAUCCAACAUUCAACAACAACAAAAACAAAUUGUUUUAAUUACUGGUUCAAACAAGGGUAUUGGUAAAGCAACAGCCAAAUUAUUUGCAAGCAAAGGAUUCAUUACCUAUGUAGCCGCUAGAAAUGAAGCUGAGGGUAUUAAAACAAAGAAUGAGUUGACUGUAGAGUACCCAAACGCUGAUGUUAGAUUCAUACAAUUGGAGGUGGGAAAUACCGAGAGUGUAAAAGCAGCGGUCGAAAAGAUCACUCAAGAGACACACUCAAAGCUCGAUAUUCUAAUAAACAAUGCCGGUGUAUUCAUGAGUGUCAACCAACCAUCUACCUACGACAGCGAGUCACUCAGAAAGACAUUCGAUGUCAACUUCUUUGGAGUUGUCGAGGUCACCCAAUUGUUCCUACCGCUACUUAGAAAUGGAGCUGCCAAAGUAAUAUUGAAUAUCUCUUCGGACUUGGGAUCGUUGAAUCUAUUGAACUACACUGACUACAAGUUUUCACAGAUCAACUCACUCUCCUACAAUAGUAGCAAGACUGCUCUCAAUGCAUUCACUGUUAUGUUGGCAAAGGAAUUGGCUGCCGACGGAUUCAAAGUUCAUUCGGUUGCACCGGGUUUCGUUAAGACACCAAUGAAUAACUUUACAGGUGAACUCGAACCUGAAGUUGCUGGCAACAUUAUCUAUGAAGCUGCCAUCAAAGACAAUGGUACAGGUAGAUUCUUGGGUUCAUCAUUUACUACAUAUCCAUGUGCAGAAUAG